Messenger RNA from Rosa chinensis, 2430 nucleotides. RefSeq lists its product as uncharacterized. Bases 1 to 2430 code for a protein of 809 amino acids. Gene Ontology annotation, biological process: meristem maintenance; meristem development. The transcript has 4 exons. Lineage: Eukaryota; Viridiplantae; Streptophyta; Magnoliopsida; Rosales; Rosaceae. The record is from RefSeq and is a predicted model, not a curated record.
AUGGCUCCCGAGGUGUGUAGUUUAGUUGAUCACCAUUUCGUGCUUGAGGAUGGUCUUAAGAAGGACUUUAGAGGCAAUUAUGAAACUUCCAUAGACGUCAGUCUUGAGCAGAUUUCAAGGUUACUGAUUGAGAGAGGGGAUUAUCCGGCAGUUCCCAUAAACUUUGAGUAUCCCUGUGGUUUAGUUACGGGAUGGCCACAAUGGGUUGACUAUGAACUAGGAGAUGAGGCUGCGAGAAUCAGACUUUCAGAAGCUGCUGCUCUUUCUUCCGUAUUCAUCUCUGCCCGUUGUGAUAUCAACAGGGAUGUAGAGUCUCUCCGUCAUGUAGUUCGAAGGUGGAAUCCUCAUACGCAUACCUUUGUUUACGAGUGGGGAGAGUUUACCCCUACCUUGGAGGAUGUCUUGAAUAUUAUGAGGCUUCCCAUUACUGGUUCCGUCAACCCUCUUGGCUUUGAUUUUGACUCAGAGAAGUUGCAGGUUCUUGUAGAAGGGGCUUCCAGUAUUAAAGGAAGUAAGCGCCGUUUCUCGAAUUGGGUGAAGCAUUUUUGGGGUGUUACCGAAAAUGGGGUAUUUGUCCCAGGUAAAGGCUUUGAUUCUGGCUGCCGUCUGGAAGCGAUGCUAUCCCUGUGGCUGACGAAGUUUGUCUUCAUUGAGUUUUCUUAUGAGUAUGUUGAAGAGCGCUUAUUUCCCUUGGCGAUUGCAAUAGCAGCCGGCAGUAGGUUUCCUCUGGGACCAAUGUUCCUUGGUCACGUUUACCGUAUGCUUGACCAUAUUGUUGCUGACGAGUUGGAGAGCGUUGGUCGGUGUGGAGUCACUACAUUGGUUUCUACCACCUUUCUGCAGGUAUUCAUCUGGGAACGGUUUAAAGGAUUGAAGAUGGAGCCUCUGACCAUGAGUCUUUCUUUGGAAUUGUAUAAUAAUGACAAGGAAGGCAGCAAGCAAGCACAGACUGAGUAUUUGCCACCGGUACUUCCUCUGCUGUGCCGUUGGUUUAAAAGGAGACAAGAUAAGACUGUGUUUUCUCCGAGCAUGUUAGAUAACGUGAAUAAUUUCAUCUGGCAGCCCUAUCUCCAGUCUUCUGAGUUUGAGACUUUUUCGUUUUCUGGUAAAGAAGAGCAGUGUACUACAGCUCUAGGUCGGGUUGAACUGUACAUGACUGUUUGCCCAAACUUUAUUCCGUCCAUCAGUGAGGAUAAGGAAGACUUGGACAUCUUCCCUGUUGUUUAUUCUCCUGACAGAGUGAUGCGGCAAGUUGGCUGCCUUCAGGACGUUCCCUCACCUCCACCUCGCUCUCUUAACUCUAAGAUCACAAGCUUUUCUCAUAUGGAGCGCAGAUGCGUACUUGACUUUUCUGGCAGAAUUGCGGACUUCCCAUCUCAGCUGCCAGGGAAUGCCGCGAAUGCUAACGCCUCCCCUGCUUAUAGUUGUUAUUGGAGGGGAGUGUUGUGCAGGUUCAGGCUUUUUGUGGAAGCCGGUGGUCCUCAGCUACAGUUGGGACCUAUUACCAGCAGCAGAUUGGCUAGCCCCAAGGCCGUACUGACUUAUGCCGAAAAGCAUAACCUUACGUAUACCGAAGUGUACAGUGAUGGCACCAGAAAGGUUGUCGGCUAUUUGAAGGGCUUUGAAGCUAAAAGGGUGAAGGGAGAGGGAAAGAAGUGCGAUAAGAAAAUAGGUGAUAAAGGUGAUGCAAGGGAGCACAACACUCAGAAGCCUGUUCGGCGUUUCAAGCCCAAGGUGGAUUUUGACAAGUUUAUGCAUACGACCCAACACGGAGUCAAACUGAUGAUCCCCCCAAGCAUGCCGCUUCAAAAGAACAAGGAGGUCAAGAAGAAAAGGUCUUCAACACCCCGAGCAGGUGGUACUUCCCAAACAAAGCAAGCGAAUGCUACCAAUUUCGAAGUGAAGAAAAGGGUGAAGAGGGAGGUUGGUGUAGAUUUUGAUGUCCCUCUUCGUCGAAGCAACCGUGUGAAAUCCAAGAGUUCCCCUUUGCCUCGUGGUCCUCCAACUUAUCUUGAGUUAUCUGAUUCUGAUCAUGGAGGGGGUUCUCAAGGGGGUCUAGCCGAUUCUUCUAAAGAAGAUCAUGCUACUCCUUCAAAAGGGGCCUCUGAUCAUCUGCCUGAAGUGCUUCCCAUGGUUAGCCAAGAUAGUGACAACCAGGUUAUCGAAGAUGAAGGCAUGAGUGAUGGUGAUAAGGCCGUCACAGAUGAUGGCACGAGCGAUGGUGACAAGAUGACCGAAGAUGAAGGCAUGAGUGAUAGUAACAAGGUGGCCGAAGAUGAAGGCACGAGUGAUAAGCAAGCCUUAAAAAACGGCGGUGUGAGCAAUGACAAUCGGGUUGAUGCGGGAUUCAAGCCUUUGCAACAUAUUCCGGGUGAGAGUGAGAAUAAUGAUCAGGUAGCUCGUUUACUUGAAACUGAAAGCUUGGAUUGA